UCUUGAGGACUAAUGGAGGUCCAUUCAUGGUUUGAAACCAGCCUGCCUGUUUUACCAAAACCAGAAUCAUUAACAUCCUCAAGAACUUCAUCUUCUGGCUCAAUCACAAUACCUGAUCGAAUGCAAUAUUCAUCGGCAAUUUAUGAGGAAACGAGUUUCAGUAGUCUUCAAUCAGAUGUCUCUCAAGACUCAUCUCACAAUUCUCACCAAAAAAUGAUAAACAGCCCUUCAGUAACUCACUCAUGCACUGGCAAUUUUCAAACGUUAACCCCACAAAUAAGCUUUCUUGCAGUGCAUGGCAACACCCUUUAUGCUGCUUCGUUGAAUGAAAUCAAUGUCUUCGAUUUAACGAAUUAUUGUCUUGUUGACAACUUGAGCUGUUCAGGCAUGGCUAAAUCAAUUGCAUUCGUCGAAAACAAGAUCUUCACUUCUCAUCAAGAUUGCAAGAUCAGAGUAUGGCAAAUUGCAUCAUCAUCAAAAAAGCAUCAACUAAUCUCAACACUGCCUACUGUUAAAGAUCGCCUGAGGCGUUGUGUUUUGCCAAAGAAUUAUGUUCAAGUUAGGCGGCACAAGCAAAAGCUUUGGAUUGAACAUGCAGACACCAUAUCAGGUUUAGCAGUGAAUGAUGGAUUAAUCUACUCGGUUUCUUGGGAUAAAAGCUUUAAGAUAUGGAGAAUAUCAGACUUGAGUUGUUUAGAAUCGGUUAAGGCGCAUUCGGACGCCAUUAACGCCAUUGUUGUUUGUGCAAAUGGAUUAAUCUACACCGCAUCAAGUGAUGGAACUAUCAAAAUUUGGCAGAGAAAUGAUGAUGGGGGAAAGAAGCAUAAGCUGGUAACCACUUUAGACAAGCACAAGGCGGGGAUUAAUGCAUUGGCUAUAAACGAAGAUGGAUCAGUCUUGUUUUCAGGAGGUUUUGAUGAGAAUAUUUUGGUGUGGAAGAAGGAUUAUAUUGCAGAUGAUCACAUGGUGCUUUCACAUUCAUUGAAAGGGCAUACAGGCGCUAUACUUUGCUUGACUAUUGUGGAUGAUUUGCUAAUCAGUGGAUCAUCUGACAGAACAGUGAGGAUUUGGAAACGCAGUAGAGAAUAUGGAUACUGUUGCAUUCGUGUUCUUGAAGGACAUUUGAAACCAAUCAAGGCACUUGUUGCAAUUUCAGGUAGGAAUGGAGAUGGUGUUAUUUCAAUAUUUAGUGGAAGCCUAGACGGACAAAUCAAAGUCUGGAAAGUUACUACAAAUUCCACAAGUUGCACAUCUCCUUAAGUAUUCAUGAGGUCAUUAAUAGUAGCAUCUCAUAUGUGGAUUCAUGGAUUGUGCCCAUUAAUGUUCAUCAA
This is a messenger RNA of Coffea eugenioides, 1331 nucleotides long. Its product is annotated as protein JINGUBANG-like. The record is from RefSeq and is a predicted model, not a curated record. Bases 13 to 1260 code for a protein of 415 amino acids. The transcript has a single exon. Gene Ontology annotation, molecular function: protein binding. NCBI's taxonomy places the organism in Eukaryota, Viridiplantae, Streptophyta, Magnoliopsida, Gentianales, Rubiaceae.